AUGAAGACCUUCUUUGCUGUUCUUCUUGCCCUCACUGCCGUCAUGGCUGCCCCUGCGCCCACAUCCGACGCGGCUGUUGCUGCGGCUGUUAAACAGGUCACGGCCUGCGCUUGUGCUAAUGCCGCCGGUGACACUCGGGUAGACGGUUAUUGUCAAUACAUUGCCGGUGGUAUUGUGAAACUCGAUGGCAAAGACUUUUGCUUUCCCGCCGCAACAUGGUCAGAGUACAUGGAAACCCGCUUCACUGCCGAAUUUUGCCCAGGUUAUUUCAAAGGCUUUCCUACACCUGUAUGCAAGACUACUACUGUCUGCAAGACUAUCGGAGACUACCAGGAUAUUUGUUAA
Molecule: messenger RNA, 345 nt
Organism: Fusarium sp. VM40
Lineage: Eukaryota; Fungi; Ascomycota; Sordariomycetes; Hypocreales; Nectriaceae
Source: the annotation of a GenBank genome assembly